Octopus sinensis (East Asian common octopus) is the source of this 1167-nucleotide messenger RNA. RefSeq names its product 2-oxoglutarate and iron-dependent oxygenase domain-containing protein 2-like. The record is from RefSeq and is a predicted model, not a curated record. The transcript has a single exon. Gene Ontology annotation, molecular function: L-ascorbic acid binding; iron ion binding; oxidoreductase activity, acting on paired donors, with incorporation or reduction of molecular oxygen. The coding region runs from base 121 to 1155 and encodes 344 amino acids. NCBI's taxonomy places the organism in Eukaryota, Metazoa, Mollusca, Cephalopoda, Octopoda, Octopodidae.
AUUUAUUAUUCCUGCAAACUUGGCGCUUUAUAGGCGUGUAUAAUUUUUUUCUUUAAUCAGUUAUUAUUUUUCAUGAUGUUUUCCAAACAAAACUAUUAAUCAGUUAUUUCGAAUUUAAUUAUGUUUUACAAUUGUGCAUGCUUCUACAGCCGUAACAUAUUUCUAAGAAAAUAUGGGUUGCACAUUACUUACAAAGAUGAAUGUUCAUUUAAAACCCUUUACGGCGAAACUCUGCGACAAAAGGGUUGCAAGUCUAAUGAACAAUUUGAAGCAAUAUUUAAAGAGAUAAAAGAUGAAAUACAGAGAAGGCGUGAUAUAUGUAAAAGUGCUUUACAUCGACGUGAACUGAUCGCAUCCAGGUACAGACCAUUGCAUCCAAGUAUUUAUUUGCUGAAAGAAUCAUUUUUGGAUCCUAAAUUCUUGCAUUUGGUUUACUUAUGCAAGAACGCAGGAAUGAAUGAGGAUGUUAAAAAAUCUAUCACUGUACAUAAAUCGUUUCGUCUCUAUGCAUUUCCUAUUUUUACGCAAGAGUUUUGCGACAUGCUCAUCGAAGAACUGGAAUAUUUUGAAAGAAGUGAUUUACCCAAAGGCCGACCAAAUACAAUGAGCAAUAACGGUUGCCUGCUCGAAGAAUUAGGUUUUGAUAAGGAGUUCCUAGAGCCUCUAAGAAUGAAUUAUAUAUCAUGGAUUACACGAUUCUUGUUUCCCGAUUUCGGAGGUGGUAGCCUUGAUUCUCAUAGAGUUUUUACUGUGAAGUAUUCAAUGGGGCAAGAUAGAAACCUUGGUGCUCAUUAUGACAAUGCUGAAAUAACACUGAAUGUCUGCCUUGGUAAAGAUUUUAGUGCGGGUGGCUUGAACUUCCGCGGACUUAACACAGAAAUGUAUGAAACGUCAACUUAUCAUUAUCCUAACUCGCCGAGAUACGGAAUCCUUCAUCGAGGUCGCCAGAUGCACGAAGCACUUCCUAUUGAAUCUGGAACCCGACAUAAUAUGGUUAUGUGGAUGAGAUCGUCAUCAGUGAGGAAUCACCUGUGCCCGAUGUGUCUUAGUGUCCCCCAGUUGGAAAAAGAUACGACUGGAGGCUACGGUCAAGGCUUCACGAUGCGUGAGGAAAGACAGGACAAUCCACGUUUUGUUGAUGUUUGCGUUGUAUAAACCUUAACCUGU